Messenger RNA from Athalia rosae (coleseed sawfly), 2283 nucleotides. RefSeq names its product amidophosphoribosyltransferase-like. Gene Ontology annotation, biological process: purine nucleotide biosynthetic process; purine nucleobase biosynthetic process. The coding region runs from base 171 to 1775 and encodes 534 amino acids. The transcript has 8 exons. Gene Ontology annotation, molecular function: amidophosphoribosyltransferase activity. Lineage: Eukaryota; Metazoa; Arthropoda; Insecta; Hymenoptera; Athaliidae. The record is from RefSeq and is a predicted model, not a curated record.
UCGAAGAAGCUGGUCGAGUGUUCAGAGUUGGGAGGCCCCUCCACUCGAAAAACUAUUUCUCAUUGGUCUUCACGGAUCAUUCUAACCCACGCGACCGACUCGUAAGCACGUUGGUUUGGCGCUUUGGUAAUCUGCAACACGUUUCACCAAAGGAAUAUUGAUCAGCAAACAUGUCCUGUGAUAAGCAGGAAGAUGAUUGCAACGAAGCACUGUCUCGACUAACUGUGCAAACCAUCAAACCGAGGCGACCUCGUAGUAAGGGUGAAACUCGUGGACAAAAGUCAUCUGGAUUAACACAUGAGUGUGGUGUUUUUGGAUGCAUUGCUGCUGGUGACUGGCCGUCGCAGGUCGAUGUUGCACAAGUCAUUUGUUUAGGGCUCGUAGCUCUGCAGCAUCGAGGUCAAGAGAGUGCAGGAAUUGUGACAAGUAAAGGUGUUUGCGCAAAAUCAUUCCACGUUCACAAGGGAAUGGGAAUGAUUAGCAAUAUUUUCAAUGACGAAAAUAUUAGAAGAUUGAGGGGAAAUUUAGGAAUAGGCCAUACGAGGUACAGUACAAGCGCUGCAAGCGAAGAAGUUAAUUGUCAGCCAUUUGUCGUUCACACAGCUCACGGAGCACUUGCUGUGGCACACAACGGGGAGUUGGUUAACACGGAAUCUCUCAGGAAGAUGGUACUCAGUCGAGGAGUUGGAUUAUCAACGCAUUCUGAUUCAGAACUCAUCACACAAGCUUUAUGUCUCAAUCCUCCAGAAGGUGAAAUUAGCGGACCCGAUUGGCCAGCACGAAUCAAACAUCUGAUGCAACUGGCUCCAUUGUCCUAUUCUCUGGUCAUUAUGCAUCGAGACAGAAUUUAUGGAGUCCGAGAUCCAUAUGGAAACCGACCUCUCUGUCUAGGAAAAAUUGUUCCCAUCGGUAACCUUGCCAACGAAUCAGAUGAUGACGAUGAGGCUGAUGGUUGGGUGAUCUCCUCCGAGUCGUGUGGCUUUUUAAGUAUCGGUGCUAGAUACGUUCGAGAAGUUUUCCCAGGUGAAAUCGUCGAACUCACCCGGGAAGGAAUUAAAACCAUUGAUAUUGUUGAAAGACCAGACAAAAAGCCACAAGCAUUUUGUAUAUUUGAAUAUGUGUACUUUGCACGUAGUGACAGUAUUUUUGAAGGUCAGAUGGUGUACUCUGUCAGAAUGGAGUGUGGAAAAGUAUUAGCCAUCGAAUCUCCUGUAGAGGGUGAUAUUGUAAGUUCAGUUCCUGAGUCUGGAACAGCAGCAGCUCAUGGAUAUGCUAGACAGUCAAUGAUACCAUUUGCUGAGGUACUGUGCAAAAAUAGAUAUGUCGGUAGAACCUUUAUUCAGCCGAGCACAAGAUUGAGACAGCUAGGAGUUGCUAAAAAGUUUGGUGCAUUGUCAGAGAAUGUUAAAGGAAAACGUCUUAUAUUAAUCGAUGACUCAAUUGUCAGAGGUAACACGAUUGGUCCUAUCAUCAAACUCUUGCGUGAUGCUGGUGUUAAAGAGGUGCAUAUAAGAAUUGCUUCACCGCCGCUCAAAUACCCCUGUUAUAUGGGAAUAAAUAUUCCAACACGUGAAGAGUUAGUUGCGAAUAAAUUGGACAACUUGAAGCUAGCUAAAGCUGUCGGUGCUGACAGCUUAACUUAUCUAUCAGUCAAGGGGCUAGUUCAAGCAGUGAGACACGGCAUGGACAAUAGAGAUUGCAAUUAUAUUGGACAUUGCACAGCAUGCCUAACCGGAGAAUAUCCCGAUGAGUUGGCGGGUGACUUGGAUUGGUAAACUACAAAAUUUAGUUACAUAUUUGUUCUUAUGUUUUUCGAGUAACUGAUAAUUCUACCAUCGUUAACCCUAGAUGUACCUUUUUUCUGUACAAUCAUGCUGUGUCUUAAAAACUUUGUUAAACUGCUGAUUGAUGCUUGUUUUGUGCAAAAAUAGACCCAAUGGCACGAUCAAAUAUAAUAUCACAUGUAACCCCGAGGCACACAUAUCAUACAAAGUGUAGACCAGGUGAACUCAAUGAAGUACAUUUUUAGCGAAUUAGUGUAUGUAAGGCAGUGCAUCAUUCGAUCCAAAUGAAUGUACUGUUAUCUUUUCGAACCUUAUGCUAUGAACCUAGCAAACAGGCGAUUUUGAUGUAACAUACAUUUGUUUAUUAAUUUAAUAAUAUUAUCAUUAUUCCUAGAUAUACUUUUAUACAAUUUGUGUUUUUACAUGAUGUAAUUUGUACUUUAUAUCUCGCAUACUACAGAAAACAAAAAAAUAUAUGGGUUCACCAUUGUUAAUAUUA